AUGUCCUGGUCGCAUGCAACCUUCCUUGUCGCUGUGCUCCUGUCACUGUCCUUAUCUCAGGAGGUAGACAGUGCAGCUGUCCCCGAUGAUAAGGGCACUACCAAGGCAACCGACCCGAGAGGUCCACUGAGGGAGAUCUUCAUGCCCGAGGCCGACGCAGCAAACUUCUUCAGACGCCGCAGCAGAAGAGCUGCCAAGUCUCAGGACGAAAUUGACGCUGAACAGAGGCAGGUGCUGGCUGCAGAUAAGCGGAAGAGAGAGAACCAUGAGGAACAGAGGAAUGAGUUUGAGAACUACGCUGAGGAGGAGCAUGACGAGCAAGACGAGAGGACACGGGAGAGCACCGAGCAGUGGCGAGAGUUCCACUAUGAUGGCCUGCAUCCCCCCCAGGAGUACAACCGCCAGUCUACCUGAGACAUCACCACCCUACUGGAGAACAGUGGUAUAACAGCAGGCAGGACACAGAGGGCUACGCCCCCUACUAUAAUAGUAAAUGUAACUUUUUAUAAUGUCAUGUAUGCUUCCAUAAAUACUUUGGAAAGACUUUAGGUAGGUGUUCUCUUUUAGAUAUACCUUAUAAAUAAUAUUUUUAAAGAAACAAAUUAAUGUUAUUCUUCUGUACUAGUUUGAACGUUUGCAUGUGUGUUGCAUUUUCGCAUGUUGUGUGACUAUACAAUGAUGUAGAUUUGAACAUGUUUAUACUUAUAUACAGCUUUAGUCUGAAGUUUACAUACACUUAGGUUGGAGUCAUUAAAACUCAUUUUU
Molecule: messenger RNA, 765 nt
Organism: Oncorhynchus masou masou (cherry salmon)
Lineage: Eukaryota; Metazoa; Chordata; Actinopteri; Salmoniformes; Salmonidae
Gene: ucmab
Product: upper zone of growth plate and cartilage matrix associated b
Exons: 5
Coding region: 1-414 (137 amino acids)
Biological process (GO): regulation of osteoblast differentiation; embryonic skeletal system development
Cellular component (GO): extracellular matrix
Source: RefSeq, a predicted model, not a curated record